Trypanosoma theileri is the source of this 1011-nucleotide messenger RNA. RefSeq names its product putative queuine tRNA-ribosyltransferase. The record is from RefSeq and is a predicted model, not a curated record. Gene Ontology annotation, molecular function: tRNA-guanosine(34) queuine transglycosylase activity. The coding region runs from base 1 to 1011 and encodes 336 amino acids. NCBI's taxonomy places the organism in Eukaryota, Euglenozoa, Kinetoplastea, Trypanosomatida, Trypanosomatidae. The transcript has a single exon.
AUGAUGGAAAGUUAUCCUCUCUUCGUGGUGCCGUGCAGACGUGGUGGGGUUCCAUGCCUUACACCUGAUCAAGUACGAGAUAUUCUAACCAAAGAAGAACGGGUGAUAAGUCUCUCUAUCUUUGAUGCUUACGAAUAUGUAAAUAUUUGUAAAAAAUCUCAGAAGGGAUUUGCAGAGUUUUGCGGCCUCGGUGAGUUUACAACUAUUUUAACGGUUCGAAGCCCACAUGUAGGGAUGCAUGCCAGUGCUCCAGCUACAGAGACCACUUUGUGCGGAAAUCAUGAAAAAGGUCGAAUCUCUUUUAGUAAUGAAAAAUGGAAAGAAGUGGUUUUGUCUAUUCAGCCUUCUAUAGCUAUUCCUCUUUAUGAUGCAGUGUCAUUGUAUGAAUCACAAACAAAACGAAGGCGAACAGCAGAAGGACGUUCUAUUCGUUGGUCAUCUUAUGCUGAUUCUAUUCAAAAUCAGAUCGAUUGUAAAUUAAUGAAACCGUUAUGUGUUUCGGAUAAUAAUACUAAGUACGUUUUUACAGAGGAACUUUGUCAAAAUGAAACCUUACAACAAUACUAUUCCUAUUUAAGUCAAAUUGGUACUGGAAAAGUAGUAAUGAGCACGGCCAUAUCAGUUUCUGCUAUUCUUAUGUGUUUAAAGACAGGUGUAUCAUUUAUUGAGUCUGCGUUACCGUGGAUAUUGGCAGAGAAGGGAAUAGCUUUGGUUUUUGAUUUAACUCCCGUUUCGGGAAAAAUACCUCCUCGAUAUGAAUCACAAAUCGAUUUAAAUGAUUAUACUUUCGCAGUGGAUAUUCAACCCCUGUCGUUAGAUUGUAAUUGCUACACAUGUUCACGACAUACGCGGGCGUACAUUCAUCAUCUUCUCACUGUUCAGGAAAUGAAUAGUGUGACACUUCUCACAAUACAUAAUUUGACGCGUUUGGUUCAAUUGGUUAGGAUUUACCGAAAUGCCGGUGUUGAAGAUCGUGAGUUGCUUUUAAAUUGGGUCUUCGCUCAGCUGUGA